AUGCCUCGAGUCGUCAAUAGGCGACUUGUGUGCAAAAAAGAGACAUCUAGCGCUCUUUCAUGCUUGCGACUCACUUCUGUGGAGAGAGGUGGUGUGGGUGGGCGAUUCUUACGAGUUCUCAAGGCUGAUGAUGCCAUUGUCUCCCUCCCUCCCCCACCCUCUUCUUUUUAUGCCAUACACAGACGCAUACUCGCAGAAACAAUAUUAUCUGAUGUCAAAAUGGGCUCGGUUGGUGGGGCGGGGGGAGGGGGGAGGUGGCGGUGGCUAGGGACAAAUUCAAGAUUGUAUCUCCCCUACGCAGAAGAGCAGCGAGAUUGUUCAAUCCACUCCACCACCGCACACACGCCUCCAGGUCGUUUUCUGUGCGUGUGUGCGGGGAAGAUGGCGGGUCUUCGAAAGAUUACUUGGAGGGGGGAGGGUGGAAGAGCGAACGGUGGUUGGACGGUGCGGAGUUGA
This is a messenger RNA of Mesocestoides corti, 456 nucleotides long. Lineage: Eukaryota; Metazoa; Platyhelminthes; Cestoda; Cyclophyllidea; Mesocestoididae. The record is from the annotation of a GenBank genome assembly.